Molecule: messenger RNA, 3842 nt
Organism: Phyllopteryx taeniolatus (common seadragon)
Lineage: Eukaryota; Metazoa; Chordata; Actinopteri; Syngnathiformes; Syngnathidae
Product: endoplasmic reticulum metallopeptidase 1
Exons: 15
Coding region: 104-2800 (898 amino acids)
Biological process (GO): proteolysis
Molecular function (GO): metalloexopeptidase activity
Source: RefSeq, a predicted model, not a curated record
CUCUCCUUCCGUCCGCUACCCCGGAAGGAGGAGGAACAAAAAGAAAAGCGACGACGCGCUUGGCAGCGACGCUUCACGCUGAUGUGCCGCUUGCUCUUAAAAAAUGGAGAGCGACACCACCGUCCGGAGAAUAAAGCCACCGUUCGGGACACACAGCGAUGGAGCGGCGGCCUACGCGGGAUCCGGGGGCUACUUGGAGGACAACAACGGCUGGAACGGCAGUGGCGUUAGUGAGCCGAAGAGGAAGCCCGACGUGAACUUGUACCUGCUCCGAGAGGGGCCGGCGAUUUCCCUGGUGUGCGUGUUUAUUCUGCUUCUGUGGGGACUCGUUCAAUUGUCUCUGCAGCAGCUCGUCAUAGGGAAGCCGAGCGGGGAGUUCAACGCGGAGAGAGCCAGGCAGCACCUGGAGCGCAUCACCAGCGUGGGGCCACGGCCGGUGGGCAGCCACGAGAACGAGGUGUUGACUGUGAACUACUUGCUGGAGCAGAUCGAGAAGGUCCGCGCGACCACGGCGCAAGGCCCUCACCAUCAGCUCAGCGUGGACGUGCAGCGGCCCACCGGCUCCUUCUCCAUCGAUUUCUUGGGCGGCUUCACCAGCUUCUAUGACCGCGUCACCAAUAUCGCCGUGCGCCUGGAACCCAAAGGCGGCUCGCAGCAUCUCAUGCUGGCCAACUGCCACUUUGACACUGUGGCCAACAGUCCAGGUGCGAGCGACGAUGCCGUGAGCUGCGCCGUCAUGCUGGAAAUCCUCCGCUCGCUCGCCAACCAGUCCACUCCUCUUCUCCACGGCGUCAUCUUCCUCUUUAACGGGGCGGAGGAAAACGUCUUACAGGCCAGUCACGGGUUCAUCACUCAGCACCCGUGGGCCAAACAGGUGCGAGCCUUCAUUAACUUGGAGGCCGCAGGCGUCGGCGGCAAGGAGGUUGUUUUCCAGACAGGCCCGGAGAACCCCUGGCUGGUCCAGGCGUACGUGCACGCCGCCAAACACCCCUUCGCCUCCGUGGUGGGCCAGGAGGUCUUCCAGAGCGGCAUCAUCCCCUCCGACACGGACUUUCGCAUCUACAGGGACUUUGGUAACAUCCCAGGCAUUGACCUGGCGUUCAUCGAGAACGGGUUCAUCUAUCAUACCAAGUACGACACUUCUGACAGAAUCCUCACAGGCUCCAUUCAGAGAGCAGGGGACAACAUCCUGGCCGUCCUCAAGCACCUGCUCAUGUCGGAGAAGCUGGCCGACUCCUCCGAGUAUCGCCACGGCAACAUGGUCUUCUUCGACGUGCUGGGCGUAGCCGUGGUGGCGUACCCGGCGCGCGUCGGCACCAUCCUCAACUACAUGGUCGCCGUGGCAACCUUCGUGUAUCUGGCCAGGAAAGCCUCUCAGCCAGGAAACCGCGGCAGGCGUUACGUUCGAGAUCUGGCUUGCGCCACGGGCGUGGCGCUGCUCAGCUGGUUGGCGGCCUUGCUGUCGGUUCUGAUCGUGGCCGUGCUGGUGACGCUGCUGGGCCGCUCCAUGUUCUGGUACACCCACUUCUACGCCUCAGUGUGUCUCUAUGGUUCCGCCGCCACCGGCAAGAUGGUGCUGGUGCACACGUUGGCCAAGAACCUCUACUACAGGGGCGUGCGCAUGGUGGAGUUGGGCGAGCUGUACCUGGACGUGAGCCUCCUGCUGUGGUGCUGCAGCCUGCUGUGGAUGACCCAGCGCGGCCUGUGCUCGGCUUACGUCCCCAUGCUCAUGGUGGCCUUCCCGCUGGUCACCAAGCUGGUGCUGGCCAACGAGUUCAGGAACCGAGGCGCGUCGCUCAAGUACAGCGUCCUGUAUCUGGCGGGCCUGGCCUUGCCCUACCUGCAUAUCAUGUUCCUCAUUUGGGUGGUCUUUGAGAUCUUCACGCCCAUCAUGGGCCGCAGCGGCACCGAGAUCCCCCCCGAGGUGGUCUUGGCCGCCCUGGUUACCGUGGCCACCGUUUUCCUCUCCUCCUUUUUCCUCCACUUCAUCUACUUGGUGAGGAGCACCAAGUGGAUUCUGGCGGGCCUGGGCUCCGUCUUCACCGUCACGUUCCUGCUGGUGUCCUGCGGCCUCCUCUUCCCGUAUUCGGGAAAUCCCGAUAGCCCGCGGCCCAAGAGGGUCUUCCUACAGCACACGACGCGCACCUUCCGCGAUGUGCAGGGCCGCGUGGAGUGGCGCGACUCGGGCGUGUGGAUCAACAGCUUCGACUACACGGGCAUGCAGCACGUGGCGCCACACGUGCCCCACAUCGACGACGACGGCGUGCGCACCCGUUGCCGCGACGACCGGCCCUUCUGCGGCUUCCCCUGGUUCCUGCCCGUCAAGUUCCUCAGCAAGAAGAGCUGGUACCUCCCCGCUCCCGACGUUUCUCCGAGCUCCCCGGUGGACUUCCGCCUGGUGUCCAAGGAGGAGACCGCCUGGGGAACGGUCAAGAUGACGUUCAGCGUCAAAGGGCCCAGCCACAUGUCGCUCUACUUGAUGCCUCACCGCGGAGCGAGUCUCUCCACGUGGUCCUUCGGAGACGGCACGGCGCGCUUUGACCUGAGCGGAGAAUACUUUGUCUUCUACUCGCACGGCCUGGACGCGCCCACGUGGACCUUCUGGUUUGAAAUACAGCCGCCCAGCGAGUCGUCCCCGUCGGUGUCGGGCCCCGAGGGGAUGAUCUCGGUGGCCAUCUCCACUCACUACUUCUUCGGGGAGGACCAGAAAACGCCUCGGCUGGAGGAAAUCCUCGGCCGUUUCCCCUCGUGGGCCUUCCCCUCGUCUUGGGUCAGCACCUACGACAUGUACCGAUACUGAGGCGCCCGCCCGCACAGGUUCUCCAUUUCUUCACGUGCACGCGCACACACGCAGCCUGAUAGACCCCCAGCAUCACUGUGUCAAGUAGCAAGUUGACGCCCCGCUCGAUCGGUGCAAACAAGUUUGAUUUCUCUCCAAUCUGUGGUGCUUUCUUUCUUCCCCUCACAUGCUAACACACUAACACGCUACCUCCUCCUCUUCAUCAGCACACAUCAAGUAGACCACUAGCAGCAGACUCAACAGUUUGGAACCGGGUAUGGUUUUGUGUUUGUCGUUUUCUGCUUUUCAAACGUCGCGUUGGGAAAAUGCGCUUCAGCCGUCGUCACGGUAACAGAGUUGCACCUGACAGCGGUUGCUGUGGCCGUCGCAAUAACAGUCACGUUGUAGACUUGGAACAAAGUAGGGUUUUCAAACAGGAUUUGAAUUUCAAGCAGUGGUGAGAGAUUCAAAUUGGGGUUUCAUGACAGUAUGUGGGUUUUAAAUUAAGGUUUAAAAACAGGAUUAAGGAUUCAAAUCAGAUUAAAUAGAAAAGCCAUGUCAACAAUUUUGUUGCCUUUUUAAAAAAAAAAAAAAUAAUAAUUAUUGACUCCAAAAUGCGGUGCUCAGUAAGUACGUCCCUUUCAUUUGCCAAAACAACAUUUAACUGCUACGAUGACCAUAUCAAGUUAAAUAAAAAAAGUCACUUUUUGUUGGGCAUCAUUGAAAAAAAGAACAGAAACACACAAAAGGUACAAUGGUGGGAGCCACAUUGGAAUUUGAUAUCAUAUUGAAACUCUUUGCUUGCUUUUGUUCUCAUUCCUCCUCCUUCCCCCUAAUUUAAAAAAAAAUGUUGACACGUGUGCAGUGCUGGCUUUGACACUUUACCUCUAACUGUUUGUUUUUUAGUUUCUGGUGGUUACAAAAAUGCAGUUUUGAGUGGCAAUGAACUGUUGGGAAUGUCGCUUUGGGAUGUGUUUAAUACUGGGAUGAUUUUACAUGAAGAAGCUUGAAUGAAAGGAGCACCUAUAAUAAUAAUAAUAAUAAUAAAAAAAAAAAUGUCUGA